CUGUUUCUAAGCCGUGAUUCGACUUCCGUCGUCGUUAACCCAAGAACGCAUUUUUAAAUUCGAGACCGGAUAUUUGGGUACUAGGAUACUUCGAAUUUCUCAAAAGCGCAACGGAAGAAGCAUAAUUCGACAUGCCCGGCCGGCAAGCCCACGGACGGCCCGUCGGCGGCGCACAGAGCGCUAGCGGCAAGGGUAAGGGCAAGAAGAGAUCGAAGGCUAGGUCUUCGAAGACGGCGCUGAAUGCAUUCGCUAUCGCCUCGGAGGAGUUCGCCGAUCGCCCGACUCGCACCCCGCGUAACCGCGAGCUAGACGCACCGCUUGAGGGAGGUAGUCGUGGCGGCAAGCGCUCUAGGAAUCAAGACGACGAAGACGAAGACGAAGAUGAUGACGACGAGGACGAAGAUGAGAGGCCCCCGAGGAAGAUGCGCCGUGGCGCUGAUCGCGAUGAGGAUGUUGAAUAUGGCAGUGAUAGUAGCGGGAAUGAAUGGCGCAUUGGUGUUGAUGAGGACGAUGACUCUGAGAUCGAUAGUGAUGAUGCGUUUGGCGAGAGCGAUGAGGAGAGGUUUGAAGAUUAUGCAUUUCGUGGGAGUAAGGGGAAGCAGAAGAAGAAGCAGAAGCGAAGAAAUGAGGAUGAUGACGAUGAAGACGAAGACGAUGAGGAUAUUGAUGAUGCCGACGGUGCUUCUCUCGGAUCGGACGCUAUUGAUCUUGCUCAGGCUCUAGAUAUGUCUAUGUCCGAAGAUGACGAACCUGGCCCCGACGAAGAAGAGUCUAGUUCGGAUGAAGGAUCUGAUGACGAAGACGAAGCAUCUAGCGAUGAUUCCCCUGACACCGAUGGCGACGAGGAUGACGAUGUAUCAGAGUCCGGAAUUAAUGCAUGGGUUUCUAAAUUCUCAGGGGUAAAAGAUGCGGACGAGCAAGAAACUGCGCCGACCAAGAAACCUAAGCUCGGGUUGAAAGAUCUAGGCUUAUUGGGAAUUAAGGACCCGCAGAUCAAGAAGUCCCUUAAGCUCAUGACGAAAGAGGAGAAAUCAAGCAAGCCGCAGAAACUUGAUGUGCCUCUCGCAAGACGUCAGCAGGCAAAACUAGAUCGCACCGUCGCAUACGAAAAGACGAAUGAGUCCCUAGAUCGGUGGACGGAGACGGUAAAGCAUAACAGACGAGCGGAACAUCUAGUAUUCCCCUUACCGCAAAACGAGACUGGUCUCUCUAGACACGACAACAGCGAGAUUCAAGCCCUAAAUCGCAAAGCGCCAGGCACUGAGUUGGAACAAGCUAUCUUUGCUAUCAUGGAAGAAAGUGGCCUAGGGCCAAGCACCAAGAAAGAGACAAAAUUAGACGAUGAAGGGUUCGUAGACGCCGACGGCGUUUCGCGAGAUAAUCUCAAGGAGCUGUGGCAGCAAAAGCGCCGCGAGAGAGAAAUCAAGUCUCGGGAAGACGCAAGAGCAAAGCGCAUCAAGAAGAUCAAGAGUAAAGCCUAUCACCGAGUACAUAGAAAACAAAGGGAAAGAGAAGAAGUAAAAGAACACGAACGCAUGGCCGCGAAUGGAGAGAUCGACUCGGAAGAGGAGCGCGAAGCCCAGGAUCGCCAGCGAGCUAUGGAGAGAAUGGGAGACCGGCAUAGGAAGAGUAAAUGGGCCAAAAUGUCUAACAAGGAUGGUCGUGCCGCUUGGGAUGACGAUGUUCGAGUAGGAAUAGCUGAGAUGGCUCGACGAGAUGAAGAGUUGCGCCGUCGUAUCGAGGGGAAACCAACUAAAGGAAACGAUGAUUCAGACGAUGAUUCCGAUUACUCGGGUGGUUCGGAUGAUGUUGAUGAGCGAAAGAGGCUUCUGAAGCAGCUCGACGACGUUUCUGAUGCCGAAGAUGGGCAAACGAAGUCGAAGCUGAUGAACAUGCAAUUCAUGAAGAAGGCGGAGGCUACAAAAAAGAAGGCCAAUGAUGAUCUAGUCGCCCAGAUACGACGGGAUUUAGCUUCCGACGAUGAAAAUGGCGAACAAUCCGACGACGGACCUGAGGAUGUUGGUCGACGAAUCUUUGGCCAGGCAUCGGAAAAGAAGACAGUCGAGAAGCUCGUUAAGGCUAGCAAGAAAGACAAGACAGACAAAGCGGAACUCCAAGCUGCUAGGGAUGAGAUUGCGGCUGCAUCAGCUGGCCGACCGAAGGGUCUCUCAGCCCCGGUUUCGCAAGAUGCAAACGCGACCUCGACAGGAAGUGCUUGGACUCAGCCAUCAACGACAAGACGACACAGGAAACAAAAAGGCAAGACAGAACCUAGCGCAGACGUCCUAGAGCUCGGCAUGGACUCGGUAGCCGUAGGAGUAUCAAGAGCUCUAGCUCCAGCUAAGAAACCUAAAGCUAGCAACAAACAAGCAAUCACCGGCCUCGAAGACUCAUCAGACGACGAAGAAAGCCAUCUUCCCAUCAAAUUCCGUGACCACGAACUUAUCGCAAAGGCCUUCGGUGCCGCAGACGUCGUGGCUGAGUUCGAAGAAGAGAAACAGGCGGCUGAAGAGGAGGACGACGAUAAGGUCAUCGAUAACACACUUCCCGGCUGGGGUAGUUGGGUCGGUGAUGGCGUUAGCAAGCGCGAGAAGAGUCGACACCAAGGUCGGUUCCUGACUAAGCAGGAGGGGAUCAAGAAGAAAGACCGUAAGGACGCGGGGCUUAAGAGCGUUAUUAUUAAUGAGAAGAGGAAUAAGAAGAACGAUAAGUUCACAGCUACCCAGCUACCGCACCCCUACGAAUCGAGGCUACAGUACGAACGUGCACUGAGGCUCCCUGUUGGCCCUGAGUGGAUGACCAAGGAGACGUUCCAGGAGGCGACGAAGCCGAGGGUGUUGAUGAGGCAGGGUAUUAUUGCGCCGAUUUCGAAGCCUACGCAUUAGACAGGGUCUAGUGUGCUUGAACGUGGUUUUAUAGGCGCCUAAUACCCUAGGUAGAGUGGUUGGAAGUUAUAUCUACUUGGUUAGAUGAUGUGCAUAUCAACAUUCAGCAACAUAAGCAUGAAUAGAAAUAGAAAAUAAAUGAUGCAGAAAUA
This is a messenger RNA of Annulohypoxylon maeteangense, 3037 nucleotides long. Its product is annotated as small-subunit processome. Gene Ontology annotation, cellular component: small-subunit processome; nucleolus. Gene Ontology annotation, biological process: rRNA processing. The transcript is spliced from 3 exons. NCBI's taxonomy places the organism in Eukaryota, Fungi, Ascomycota, Sordariomycetes, Xylariales, Hypoxylaceae. The record is from RefSeq and is a predicted model, not a curated record. Bases 132 to 2885 code for a protein of 917 amino acids.